AUGAUCACCUUUCGCCCAAACUGUACUCUUCCUACGACCGCACCGGGAUUUGUGGCCAGUCCAGAUGUCCGCUCUACUAUGAGCAUUGUUUGGAGUUGCCUCACAGUCAUAAUCCUCUGUACCUGGUCGAUCCUCCACCUCAACGUGCCCUUGCAGUUCAACAGCAAGACAUGGCAACAGAAACUAGGGAGGUCCCUCUACCUGGCCAGCAGGAAGGCCGCGUGGAUGCUCUUCACCCUCCUGGUGCCCGAGUUCACCAUGGGCAAGGCCCUGGGCGACCUUCUCGAUGCCCGAGCUAGCAUGAAAGAGAUCAAGGCACAGGCAGACGAAGACGGCGUCGACUGGACCGUAACACACUCGCUUUUUGCCAACAUGGGAGGCUUUGCCGUGCGGUUUCCCGCACCUUCGGCGGACGUCGAGUUGGGGGCUGCGGAGACAGGCACGACUGACAACCGUGGGGAGAAUUCCGGAGAAUCGGAACAGUCUGACGGCACCUCCUCAACCGCUGCGCUCAUGGCGAAUCACUCAACCUUCAUCAACCGCCAGUCAAACGCAUAUAAGAGAUUCGGGGGACUCGAUUGGGGGCUUGACAUGACAAACCUCUCCGCCGUGAAGGAGGUGUUGGCGGAACACACAGAUAAACUUGACGACAUAUCGCUUAAUGCGCGACCUCUGGUGGGAGAUGUCUGGUUUCUCAACAGCCGUCAACUGGUACAAGCCCGGAGCGCCGGCAUCAUCUCGCGGCUGCCGGCUGUCACUGAGGACGAAAUCAACGAGAAGAGCAAGGGCGAUGUCAUGAUCAAGCUGCUUGCCUUGGUCCAGGUCUGCUGGCUCAUCGUACAGCUCAUCGGCCGGGCUUCCCUGGGUCAGGAAUCCUCCCAAUUGGAGGUCAUGACUCUGGCAUAUGCUGCUUGCUCGGCCAUCACUUACAUUGCCUUGUUCCCCAAGCCGAGAGAUAUCUCGAGGCCAAUAAUGGUCCCCUCGGCCAAGGCUCCCACGGCGAAGGACGUCAAGGAAAUCGCUGAAGUCGGCAGCACUGAUUUGGUCUGGCGGUCAUUCUAUAGCAUCCCAUCCGCGUCGGUUCCCGAUAUAGCUUUCAUAGGCACUCUUGUUGGGCUGAUCAUUUUCAGCGCCAUCCACCUGAUUGCAUGGAACUUUGUCUUCCCAACAAGGAGUGAGCUGAUUCUCUGGAGGGUAGCAACGCUGCUCACUGUGGGAGCGCCGUCGUUCAUGAUCCUUCACGGAUAUAUCAGCAAACUCUGGGAGAGUGACUCAGUUUUCGAUACUUGUAUGGGCUGCCUUGCAUACCCCCCGAUCUUCCUUCUGUUUCCUUUCGCCAGAAUUGUGCUGAUUGUAGAAGCGUUCCGUUCACUCUACUUUCUCAGCCCAGGCGCUUUCAUUGCAACCUGGACAACCGAGAUCCCACAUCUGGCCUAG
This is a messenger RNA of Phialemonium atrogriseum, 1437 nucleotides long. RefSeq lists its product as uncharacterized. The transcript has 2 exons. The record is from RefSeq and is a predicted model, not a curated record. Lineage: Eukaryota; Fungi; Ascomycota; Sordariomycetes; Cephalothecales; Cephalothecaceae. The coding region runs from base 1 to 1437 and encodes 478 amino acids.